Messenger RNA from Saccharomyces eubayanus, 2625 nucleotides. RefSeq lists its product as uncharacterized. Gene Ontology annotation, biological process: regulation of DNA-templated transcription. The record is from RefSeq and is a predicted model, not a curated record. NCBI's taxonomy places the organism in Eukaryota, Fungi, Ascomycota, Saccharomycetes, Saccharomycetales, Saccharomycetaceae. The transcript has a single exon. Bases 1 to 2625 code for a protein of 874 amino acids. Gene Ontology annotation, molecular function: zinc ion binding; DNA-binding transcription factor activity, RNA polymerase II-specific.
AUGGUGAAUGAUAAAUCGGCGAGACGACCUAGACCUUCUUUUGUCUGCAUUCCUUGUAAAUCAAGGAAGCUAAAAUGCGACAGACUACGCCCUGUUUGUACUAGAUGCAGAAAGACAUCGAAACAAUGUGCAUAUGAAAACGAGCCAAAUCUUUCAAAAACUCCUCGUUUCACGAUGGAGUUGUCUGAUGAAGGCAGGAACUGUCCCUCACAGACCACCCGAGACCCCACGCAAGAUAUUUACACUCCAACAAGUAUUGCACGCUCUAAUGACGUAUCUGAGACACCAAUUUCCAAUAGCAUAUCAUGUUCUUUCGUAGAAAAAACAUCAAAAGACAUGGAACUGAAACUCUGGCAUCCAAAGGAUAUGCUUGUCAAUUCUGGCGGUGUAACUUUUUUCGACGCCCCCUUUGCAUCACAUACCUUGAUUGAGCUAGAUCCAUUUUUGAGGGCUCUUACGGUCUCAAUUCACGGCACAACACUAGUGGAUUUGCAGAAUAAUUUACUUCUGUGCUCUAACGAGGAAGUUAGCUUUUCCAAUUAUUUAGACAAAAUAAAUGGGGAGAAGGGAGAGGCUCCUCAACAAAUUCUUAGCCCGUUAACUUUUAUUGAUAAAGCAAUUGUUAAAUGGGUUGAUAAUGCCACUGAAAACGGGAAAAAUGCAUUUUCUUUCAAUUUCUUCCAUUCUGCAGUUCUCAUAUUCUGCAAUUCCAAUAUCAAAGUACUGCACUCUUUGCAACCUGUGAUCACAGAAGCUUCAUCUCUUCUUCCAGAUAAAAAAAUAGUUGACUUACUACUAAAGGUAUUCUACGAGAACGUGUACCCAUUCUAUCCAUAUUUAGACAUUCGGACUUUUGAGGAGGAGCUCCAGAAGAUUUUAAUUUCUUCCUAUGAUGGCCGUUAUGAAAUUUCGGUCACGAAAGACAGUCUAUCAAAUUUGUACGUAUUGUCCCUUUUCCUCCUGAUCAUGGCCAAUGCCUUAAGAAGUAUUUAUUGUGAUAGAGAAAAUUAUCCACAGAUAAAGUUGAAUGUUCUGGAAGCCGCGAAGCAAUAUUGUGACACAGCUCAAAAGCUACUCCACCUUUUAAAUGGUUAUAAGAACACGAAUGAGAAAAGUUUUUGCUGUCUGCUCUAUUUUUAUAUUCUAGUAUAUUUAAAUCCGACAGCUUCUGAAACUUUAAACUCAUACACCAAUUUGCUGAACAUUAAGUGUUUAUCGGAAUUAGCGCUUACGUUGGGACUACACCAAGAACCAUCUAAGAUUUCCAGAUAUAUCAAGGAAAUAGACCCCGAUCCAGAUCUCUUAAACUUCAGGAGAAAGCUUUGGGUUGGACUACAAUCUUUAAAAUUCAUGAUAUCUAUUCCAGAAGGCGUUUCUAAUAGGCUAGAAAAUGAGUACCUAUCAAAUUUUUUAGGGACCGAUGAAGAUAUGGUAAAGAUAUUCGAGAAAAACUUUCACGAAUUACCUGGCUACGAUGUUUCACUGUUAAACGAUAUUGAGGACAAGUACGAGUUCCAUAAGAUUCUGAACUGUUUAAUAUCGAGCGCUACCCCGAUUAACGGGAACCCAAAUUUGCUACCAAUUACAGAAAAUUUAAAGAGAACAAGAGAAUAUAUAGAUCUGAACUUUUCAUCAAAGCAGCUCAGCAACACUGGAGUUUAUGGCCUAUUAAACGUAAAACAGGUCUUUUGCAGAGAAGCAGUGAUUGAAGUCGAAAGUAUAAGAAAGACAGCGAUUUUCAUGAAUAGAAUUGUUGGAUUACUUUGUAUUUUGAACAUAAAUAACGUUUUAGCAGUGCAUUUUGAAAAAGAGGCGAAAAUAGAUUGGACUAAAAAUCAAGACUACUAUCACCUCUUUUUUCUCGAUUGCCUUACAACGUAUACUGAAUUGUUCAGGGACAUCGUAUCAUAUUUGAAAGGAGAUUAUAAGUGGUGUAUUCCCAAGAAGUAUUCCUAUUCCAUUAACAAACUUAUUUGUUUUUCCUUGAUGCGAUUAUGGGUUUUUCAAACUAGUUUAUGCUUAAGAUUUUCCUACAAGCAACUUUUAAGAGAAAAGGGUUCUCAAUCCGUUGAGAUUUCUAAUGAAUUUAACGACAUGUAUGGUAACAAUUUUGACCUGGCCUUACAAAAGUCUUUGAAGUAUAUGAGGUACCAUUUGAAAUUAACUUUAGAUUUGGCCUCUAAGGAGUUGAUGGAGUCGGAUUCUGAAUGUUUUGUAUCUCUGUCAAUGUUUAAAUACAUCGCAUAUCUAUUGGACACAGGAAAUCUAGCGACAUCAAUAAACGUAUUCUGGGAAAGAAGCUUUAAUACCAACGAGGUUUCAAAAACAAUUUUAAAACAGGUUAAUAUGAAAUGGGGAAUCAAUAUGACAAGCCCCCAAUAUGUAAAACGCCAUUUGAURAACUCUCAAGCGUUAAGCAGCCUAACUUACCCAUUCUUAAAAAAUAUCAACAUCAUACUUGAGAGCUCCGUAGAUCCAGACAACACUGAAGAUAUCGACGCUCCUUCGGAAGCUUUCUCUAUAGAUACUGGCGAACAGCUUUCAAUGCGUCAAACCAUGAAGGAAAAUUAUGAUUUAUUUGCAGACCUCAUCAACAGUAACUUGGGCGAAAUUCCGACGUUGUAG